CCGAGAGGACAACAGAGAGAAAACUAAAUAAGAGAUUUCACUGUGAAGCCACAGGCAGUGUGAGCUCUCUCUCACUCUCCCUCCCUCCUCUCUCUCUCCCUCUCCCCCUCCUCUCUCUCUUUCUCCCUUUCUCCGCCCCCCCCUCUCGUCUUUCUCUCCCUCCAGGGCAGACCCAUGGGGGUUGAGUGUGUGCAGAAGGGCAGUAAUCUUGCUGCAGACCAGGAGUCCAGAGGACGCUGAUCUCUGCGCUGGCCAGAGGACGCUGAUCUUUGCGCCGACCAGAGGACUGCUCCCACUACUUUCUCAGCACUGCCUGUUUGUUACAAGGGGAGAUCCUUGGGGAGAGAGUGUCAUGAGAGCAGCCAGCCUCUCGCUCAGUGCCGAGGGGACCCAGGGACACACACACACACACAUAUGCGCGCGCGCACACACACAAACACACGCACCUGCCGGCACAUGGAGAACGCUGCACGCUGUCUGAAAAGCAGCCGGAUUCUGUGAAGAGGCUGAAUUUCUAUUCACUUUCUUCUCUCUUUCUGUCAGUUUGGGUUCAGCUUCUCCAGCACCAACAAAAAAAAAAAACCCCUCCUUUUCUCUCUGUAAUAAUAUCAGAAGCAAACUUUCUAAUCCGCCAAACGGAUCCCCACGAUGCGGAGACUGCAGGUGGAUUUCAUUCUCUCUGCUUUCUCACCGGCUUCUUUCUGCAUGGAUGGCAUAAAUUUCCGCCGCGGGAUUUAACGCCCCCGCGCUCCGGGGAGAGGAUGCUCUGGGCUCUCUCCGGCGACUCCGGCUGAUGGAUUACAGGCUUCUGGGACUUUCGGAGCCGCGGUUCACGGGCAGCCGCGCGAUCGCUGCCAGGGUACAGCGGAAGGGGGGAGAGGAGUGAGCGCGCCGGACCCCCGCCAGCCUGCUCCGCACCGCCGCUCUCCGUCGCCGACCGGCUGGCAGCGCUGUGCGUCUGAGCCGCCGCGCCUGCGUUUGAUGCGGUUAGCGAUGCCGGCGGCUGGCCGGAGCCGCGGGUGCGCGCGCUCGGCGGCGGGUUUGAGCGCUGGGCGAGCGCGGGCGCCGAGCUCGCGGCAUGUUUAAGAGCGGAGGGGCUGCACACCCUGCAGAUUCCUCCCCGGAGCCCAAACUCACCGUCCGCCCCUGGAGCCAGCUCGCUGUUCAGGGCGUCCCGCCCGGAGAAAUGGAGGGUACCGCCAAAACCGCCGGCUGGCCGUGACCGACUGAUCGUCCCGUCCUCUGCACCAAUCUGUCCGGCCGCAAAGGAACCUUCACCGCGACAACCCCCCGACCCCCUGAACUCAUCCCGUCCCGCACCUCCUCCGUCAGAAUGGUGCCGCCCCCGCCCACCAACAAGCCGCACGUGUGCCUGUCCACCAUGCUGAUCGUGAGCAGCAUGGCGCUGAUGGACGCCUACCUGGUGGAGCAGAACCAGGGCUCGCGGAAGAUCGGCAUCUGCAUCAUGGUGCUGGUGGGCGACGUCUGCUUCCUCAUCGUCCUGCGCUACGUGGCCGUGUGGGUGGGCGCCGAGGUGCGGACCGCCAAGCGUGGCUACGCCAUGAUCCUCUGGUUCCUCUACGUCUUCGUCCUGGAGAUCAAGGUCUACUUCAUCUACCAGAACUACAAGGCUGACCGCUCCAGCCUGGACACCAUCGCCCGCAAGACGCUCACCCUGGUGCUGUCCAUCUUCAUCCCCGUCCUCUUCGUCAUCCUGGUGGCCAUCGACCACAUGGAGUACGUGCGGGCCUUCAAGAAGCGGGAGGAGAUCCGGAACCGCCUCUUCUGGGUGGUGGUGGACCUGCUGGACAUCCUGGACAUCCAGGCCAACCUGUGGGAGCCGCAGAAGAAAGGUCUCCCCCUGUGGGCCGAGGGGCUGAUGUUCUUCUACUGCUACAUCCUGCUGCUGAUCCUGCCCUGCGUGUCCCUCAGCGAGAUCAGCAUGCAGGGCGUCAACAUCGUGCCCCACAAGAUGAUGCUGUACCCCAUCCUCAGCCUGGUCACCAUCAACAUCAUCACGCUGCUCAUCCGUGGCGGGAACCUGGUCUUCUACAAGGACGUGCGGGUGUCGGGGAUCCUCAUGGGGAAGAACGUGCUGGCCAUAAUCCUCAAGGUCUUCAGCUUUGUGCAGUACAAGAGACAGCUGCACAACGCGCCCCCCGCGUUCGGAAUGGAGCUCCAGAAAAACUCUGCCCCCCACGGCCGGCCCAUGCCCCCACCGACACGCGUGAUGCUUCAGGACCGGACCCCCCUGCCGGAGGUGACCGCAUGCGAGCACACGUGACACCGGCGGAUUGCGAUGGGGGCGUCAGUAACCGUCCCCGCCAGGGAACCAGACUGGGCCCGAAAUGGCACCCAAACCCCGUCUGGGAAUCAGUCCAGACCCAGAGUGCAGCCUCCUUCACGGUCGCACUGAGCGGCGCAUUUUAAAAAAAUGAAACUGUGGGGAAAAAUACUAAAUGAAAUAUAUUUUUAAACAGUGUCUGCUGCAUUAUGACGAAAAAAAAACUGGAAAUGGAUGAUACACUGUAGUGUAAUUUUCCUCUGGUUUUCUAUUUUAUGUGAAUAAAAAGUUCUGUUAAUGUUACUGCAAUUGGAUGAACCGAGAAAGGCUGUAUUGAGAGAAAAUUUUUAAAAAUGAAGAUCGGGCAUUUUUUUUUAAACAGGAGGAUGUUUCAUAUGUACAAGAUAAAGUAUUGUGUACAUGUCAGCUGACUGUGAUGUGUUUGUAUGUGCUUUGAGUUACUGGGGUUCACGCUUUCAUGUAAAUUCUUAUUAAUGAAGAGACCAAUGAUUAAUGGCUUAUGUUCUCAUUUUAAUACAGCAACAGCCCUCCCCAUUAACAAGACUAAGAUAGAAGAGCCAGUGCUUUAUCAACACCGUUUUAAUCUCCAGUUACAGGCUGCUUAAAAACACAGGCGGAGAAGUUUACCUAUCGCAUCCUGUCAGGCUGUCGUUGAAGCCCACAUAUUCCUCUUUGACAGGCAGUUCAGUUCCACUCAAUGACCGAUGGCUGGACACCACAAUGAAUGAAAAGCGCUUGAGGUCGCUAUGACUUAUGGGACAUUUGCGGAAGGGCACAAAUAAUGGUGGUUCCCUGUCAGCCGCGCACACAGCUAACGGGUGUGUCACAGUGUCACAGUCAAACCUGCAACCUGCUCUCUCGUGAGCCACUACAGAGACAAGGUUAGGGGCGUUCUGGUGCUGCAAAGCCAUUCUUUUGCCCAGCAGGGUAGGGUGUGGAUGCGUGUGAGCUGAGAGGAGUCUGCAGUAUGACCAGAGCGUUAUAGCCAGUCUGCCCUGCCGCUAACUCGGUUUCACUGCACAUUAAGCAGCCAUCUCAACAGGGCCUUGGCUGGAGCACAAAGCCUGAUUAAACUCCGGCCCAGGAUAGUGUACCAAAGAGGUUGUUCUGAUUCACACACCGGGUGCUUGAAUAAUUAAUGCAGCUUAAAGAAAUAGAAGCUGAAUAAAAUGAACAGACGCAUAAAAGAAGCCUCAGCAGAUGAAGCAGUGGCACGAGGCCCAGAGCUCAUUACUGCUCUUAGAACUCUGUGCUAUUAACCCUCAUUACUGCUCUCAGAGCUCUGUGUUAUUAACCCUCAUUACUGCUCUCAGAGCUCUGUGUUAUUAACCCUCAUUACUGCUCUUAGAACUCUGUGCUAUUAACCCUCAUUACUGCUCUUAGAGCUCUGUGUUAUUAACCCUCAUUACUGCUCUUAGAGCUCUGUGCUAUUAACCCUCAUUACUGCUCUUAGAGCUCUGUGCUAUUAACCCUCAUUACUGCUCUUAGAACUCUGUGCUAUUAACCCUCAUUACUGCUCUUAGAGCUCUGUGUUAU
Molecule: messenger RNA, 3841 nt
Organism: Anguilla rostrata (American eel)
Lineage: Eukaryota; Metazoa; Chordata; Actinopteri; Anguilliformes; Anguillidae
Product: transmembrane protein 121-like
Exons: 1
Coding region: 1334-2284 (316 amino acids)
Source: RefSeq, a predicted model, not a curated record